CUUGUAUACAGUAGGAUGGAUGGUGGUGGGUCUACUCCCUGUAUCUCUCCAUGGUGUGGGGAGAAAUGGGAACUACUGAACUGUGAUGAAACUGAUUGUAAUGGAAAUGGAGUUUGUACUAAUGGAUCUUGUAAGUGUAAAGCAGGAUGGUAUGGUAGUCUCUGUGAGAAAUCUUGUCCACAUAAUAGAUAUGGUCCUGGUUGUGAAUACUCUUGUUAUUGUAAUGAUAAUGGAGUAUGUCAUCAUGUAACUGGAUCAUGUAUAUGAAAUACAGGAUAUACUGGAUCACACUGCAUG
This is a messenger RNA of Amphimedon queenslandica, 297 nucleotides long. RefSeq names its product N-acetylglucosamine-1-phosphodiester alpha-N-acetylglucosaminidase-like. The transcript has 3 exons. The coding region runs from base 16 to 267 and encodes 83 amino acids. Gene Ontology annotation, molecular function: scavenger receptor activity. The record is from RefSeq and is a predicted model, not a curated record. Lineage: Eukaryota; Metazoa; Porifera; Demospongiae; Haplosclerida; Niphatidae.